AUGCCUCGAAUUCCACCAGCUACCCUCAUACAAGCCUACAAUACAUCGCCACUCCUCCCAAUCGUCCUCCGUGGCGCUCGAACCAUCGAGUCGGCUACGAAUGAGCUCCGUUGGCUGAGAGAGCACGUGAAAUCACUUCGACAAACUUGCUCACAUGUGGCAAGCCGCAAGCUUCUAAGGCUCUGCGAGAGACGAUCGAGGGGCGAACCUUUGCAAUACAUCCUUGGUUCUCAGCCAUUUGGAGAACUGGAUAUCAAAUGCCGUCCAGGGGUGUUGAUUCCAAGGCCAGAGACUGAGUCGUACACAACCUACCUUGCCAAGUUGGCAAAUGAUAACAAGCUCGGAAUUAAUUUUUCAGAGAAACGAGCUAUUCGAACCCUCCGGAUCCUAGACGUCUGCUCAGGAAGCGGCUGCAUCUCACUUCUCCUCCACUCGCUCCUCUCAACCAACUUCAAACUCAAAAUUUUCGGCCUCGACAUCUCCCAACAAGCCAUCGCCCUCUCAAAACAAAACCUAGCACAUAACGUCAACUCCGGGAAUGUCAAUGCCUCAGCUCUGAUUGACACCCCCUACCACCCCCCAGAAGUCCAAUUCGGCUUUGCAGACAUCAUCCACCACCCGCCCAGAAACCUAGGGCAAUUCGACAUCAUAAUCUCCAAUCCACCAUACAUAUCCCGCUCCGCAUUCAACACGCAAACAACCCGCUCAGUGCGCAACUACGAGCCUAAACAAGCCCUCGUGCCACUCGGUCAGAAUCCUGAUGUGUUUUAUAAACGCCUCAUCCGCAUGCAUCAAGUCCACCUCUCUCGUGUCCUUGUCAUGGAAGUUGGAGACGCUGCGCAAGCUAUUCGUGUCGCUGCACUAGCGUUUGAGAUGAACAAUACAGGCUUUAAACAUGCACCGAGGGUCAUGAACCGUGUGGAGAUCUGGAGGGACAAUCCUGAUAUCGAGGCGGGCGACGGUGCGAAUGAAGUUGUGAAGGAGUUGGCGGGGGAGAAGAUACGAAUUAUAGGACAAGGGAAGAUUAGAGCUGUGGUAUUGUUUAGGGAGCGGACGGAUAGGCAUGCGAUUUACAAGGAACGACUGAAUUCGCGGGUGGUGAACCGGUUGGAUGAGUUGGGUUUGGCGAGGGCUUCGGAGAAGGAGGAUAGGAGCGGAGGAGGAUGGAGGAGAUCGUUAGGCGGAAGGAGGCGGGGAAGAGGAGGAUGCGGACGGAGAAGAUUUUUGGGGGGGUCUUUGGUAAGGAAGCGGGACUUACAGAUGGAGGGGAAGAGGAGGAAGAGGGAGGAGAGGAGGCAGAGAAAUGAAUUGGGAGAGUGGAGGAGGAGGGAGUUGAGGGAGUGGAGAGCGAGGAGGAGUAACAGGGACCGGAGACGGAUACCGAGGAGUUUUUGA
Molecule: messenger RNA, 1395 nt
Organism: Cadophora gregata
Lineage: Eukaryota; Fungi; Ascomycota; Leotiomycetes; Helotiales; Ploettnerulaceae
Exons: 2
Coding region: 1-1395 (464 amino acids)
Biological process (GO): protein methylation
Cellular component (GO): mitochondrion
Molecular function (GO): DNA binding; protein methyltransferase activity; N-methyltransferase activity
Source: RefSeq, a predicted model, not a curated record